CGGUGGGUGUGGGGAAAGAGAGUGUCGAGACGACGACGACGAUGUCGCUGCUGCCGGGCGCGCUCGAGGCUCGACGAGGACGCCAGCGUCUUUCUUAGGCCACGCCACGCGACGCGACGCGACGUACGUGACGCGCUCCCAGCCGCUACUUUGCGUACCAUCUCCGGCGUCGCCGCGCGAGGAAACGGCGGUGGUGUUGAUCGCACCUCGCGUUCCCUCGAGCCCGAUGCGCUCCUUCCUGCGGGACCAUGGCAUCGGUGAAGGUGGCCGUGAGGGUUCGACCCUUCAACAAGAGAGAGGUGGCGAUGAACGACAAGCUGAUCGUGCAGAUGAGCGGCAAGAGGACGCGGAUCUUCAGCACCAAGACACCGGAUAGCUGCAAAGACAUCGACCGGGGGAAGUACAAAGACUUCACGUUCGAUCACUCCUACUGGUCCUUCGAUUCGAACGACGAAAACUAUGCGUCCCAGGAAGAGGUUUUCUACGAUCUUGGUACGGACGUAAUAGAAAGUGCCUUCGAGGGCUACAAUGCCUGCGUUUUUGCCUAUGGCCAGACAGGAUCCGGGAAGACCUUCACAAUGAUGGGCACGCCGGAAUCUCAGGGAUUGAUACCACGGAUUUGCAAGACGCUUUUCGCCAGAAUGGCAGCUGGAAAGGAAAGCGGGGCGUCGUACAGAACGGAAGUAUCAUUCCUGGAAAUCUAUAACGAAAGAGUGAGAGAUCUGCUUAGGCUGGACCAAAGCCAAUCCCAUUCGUUGAGGGUACGAGAACACCCCACGGGAGGGCCCUACGUCCAAGAUCUAUCGUGUCAUCUCGUCUACGAUUAUUCGGACAUUCAGGAAUGCAUGGUGAGAGGUAAUACGCACAGAACUACGGCGAGCACAAAGAUGAACGACGUGAGUAGCAGGAGUCACGCGAUUUUUACGAUAACCUUCGUUCAAGCCGGCCUCUCAGAGGGCAACAUGCCGUCGGAGACUGUUUCCAAGGUGCACCUGGUCGACUUGGCCGGAAGUGAACGUGCUAACGCGUCGGGAGCGACGGGUCAACGGCUGAAGGAAGGCGCGCACAUCAACAAGUCGCUGGUGACUUUGGGCACUGUGAUAUCCACGCUCUCCGAGCUCAGUUCUGCCAGCGGCGACGCGUCCGCCACGAAACGUACGUUUAUCCCUUAUCGCGACAGCGUGCUCACGUGGCUGCUGAAGGAUUCCCUCGGCGGCAAUUCCAAGACUAUCAUGAUAGCGACUAUCAGCCCGGCGGAAUGCAAUUACAACGACACUCUCAGUACACUUAGAUACGCCAAUCGCGCGAAAAACAUUAUCAACAAGCCGACCAUCAACGAAGACGCGAAUGUGAAGCUCAUCAGAGAGCUCAGAGCGGAGAUAGAGAAGCUGAAGUCUCUCAUCGACAAAAAUAUGAGCGUGGAGAAACCGCCGCAAGUGCUGUUGGCUCAAAUCCAAGAGAAGCAAGAGCAGGAGAAGGUACUGACCGAGGAAUGGACCGAAAAGUGGCGAGAGACGCAACAGAUUCUGCAAGAGCAAAAAGCGCUGGGAUUACGCAAGAGCGGGGUCGGUGUCGUUCUAGACUCGGAAAUGCCGCAUCUAGUCGGCAUCGACGACGAUUUGCUCAGUACCGGCGUGACAUUGUAUCAUCUGAAAGAGGGAAAAACGCUUGUCGGCACGGAGGAAGCUCCCGUUGUUCAGGAUAUCGUAUUGACCGGUGCGGACGUGGAGCUGGAACACUGCGUCGUCGAGCUGGAUAGCGGCGUGGCGACGCUGCAUCCGCUCUCGCCCCACUGCUGGAUCAAUACCGCCCAGGUGGACAAGCCGACGAGAUUAUCGCAAGGCUGUAUCAUUCUCCUGGGUAGGAACAACAUGUUCCGGUACAACGACCCGGCCGAGGCGGCCAAGCUGCGAAAGGAGGGCGGCUCGGGUAACGGCAAUCUACAAUCAACGGUUGUCAAUCUGUCGAGAUUAUCGCUACUAAGUUGGAGCGUUUCCGAUCUACACGCGUCCUGCUCCAGCGACAAUCUCCUGAACUCGAGCGAGGACCUCAGGGCGGUCGAGGAACUGGAGCAGCAGAAGGCCGCGCUUCUGAAGGAGAAGGAAGACUUCAAGAGAGAACAAGAGGAGCGCGAGGAGAGAUGGGCCGCUCGAAGGGAAGCGCUGGAGGGAGCGCAACGCGAGCUGGAGCGCGAAUGGGGCGCUCAGUGGAAAGAGUGGGCGGACGCGAUCGCGGUCCUGGAGUCGCGUCAGCGCGAGCUGCGCGCACGCCGGCAUGUCCUGGAGCAAGAGCGGCGGGACGAAAUGACGCAAGUAGAAAGUAUAUGUAGGGAAGUCGCCUAUCUGCGCACAUUAUUGCAGUCCAAGCAUCGACAAUUGCAAGAGCUCGUCAACAGUCAGGAGCGUGCGCAAACCUGCCAGCGUCAGGAAAAGACGGAUAACGGUGUCGGCAGUGACGACAGCCUGCCCGAAUCCUGGUCCAGUCUCAACGACGAAAAGUGUAUUGACAGCGUCAGGCAACUGGUGAAUCAUCACAAGAAAGAGCUAGCCGCUUUGGAGAACGAGCUGCAGAACAAGGUCAAAUCUCUGAACGAACAUCAGAGUAAGGUGGAUAAGAUGGAGGAGGAGCUGACGGAGAUCGCGAAGAGGCAGAAGCAGAUAUUCAGGGCGGAGCUGGGGGACGACGGAGUGACGGAGAAGAAGCUGCUGCUGGCCAAGCGGACUCAGGAGCAGCUCGAAGAGAUCGAACGGCGCAAGCAGAGCCUGUCGUUGGACCUGAAGCGCGCCACGCCCGCGUUUCUGGACGACGGUUGUUCGUCGAACGACUGCGACGACGCGGCCUUCAGCUGCGACUCCAGGUCGUUCCAGGAUGCGAACAGCAGGAAACACCGAGUCGCCGCGGACUUGAAUUUGCUGCCGCAGAGUAUACCGAGCUCCGACACCGCGGAGACGUUUCACACGGCGGCGGCCGAUUCGCCGGAGCUUCGCAUAGCCUUCGAGGACGCCGACACGAUGUGUAUAAGCGAUCUGAUGAGGAAUCGAUCCGCGAUCGAGAAUCGACGUGACCACGAUGACGGAAGCUCGUCCGAGGUGGACACUAAGAACUCGACGAACGCGAACGGAGCCGCUUCCAUGGAGCUGAGCUUCGACGAGGAGGGGAAGGUGCAACCGCCCGCGGUGUCCGCCAUCGCGGAGAACAUGCUCCCGGAGGACACGGUGGAGUCGCCGAUACAGCAGAAUCCGGCGAUGAAGCGGCUGAACCAGAGAAUCGCGCGUCAGCGGAUGAUGGUGAUGAGAUGCCUGGACGCCGGCACCCCGUCGAAGGAGGAUCUCAAUCAGCAGAUAAUGAUACUGCAGGAUCUGCAGAGACAGCAGAUCGAGUUGGAAGUGUCUCUGCUGGAGGACGAGCGGAAGAAUUUCACGAGGCGGCUCGAGUGCGACGGCGACAGCGACAGACUCGUCGGCGACGGAAUCGAGGACUAUAUGCAGAACGAACCAAAUGCUUACUGUAGUGUCGUAGAGCCUACGAAUAACAGCUCCGCCAUUCUGUUGACGGUAGCGCAAACCAGAUCUCAACUUUUCAGGAACAACAGGCCUAAUACUAACGAUCAAGAGACUCUGUCGGAAUCGUUAGCGUCUAAAAGAUCCUCCGGUCGGGGUUACUCGACAGUUUACUUGACGAGUCAGAAUCGCGGCGAUCGCUUGAGCAGUCCGUACUCCUUGACGAUCACGAGGUCCCUGCCGUCGUUAAUAGCGAACGACAACGACUGCGUGAUCAACAUGAUCGUCAGCGUGCCGUCGUACGUGAUACGGGGAGCCGGCGCGUCCAGCCAUUACGAGUACGAGGUGCGAGUUGUGGCGCAGGACGACAGCUGGACGCUGCUACGUAGAUACAGGAGAUUCCGGGAAUUGUAUAUAUCGAUGCGACAGAAGUACGGUAGCAAGGUCGCGGCGAUACGCUUCCCCCCACGCCAGGUCUUUCCGAAGUACGAAGUCGUGGCGAGGCAACGUCGGAAACGCCUCGAGGAAUAUCUUCGCCGAUUAAUUCAAGUUUGCUCGGAACUGCCGCACUGCACACCACUAUACAAAUACAACGGCAAUCUUAGCAACAUAAAUAAGCAAUCCCUACUGGAAUUCAGUCCGUUUUUCAGGCGCGGUAUGUUCGAGAGCGGCAAAUACGGAACUAGCUAAGGUACUAUUCAUGCGAUCCUCAACCUUUUCGAAUGCCGGAGAAACGAGUGAGAGAAGUGAACAUUACAGAUGUUUACAAUUCAUCGUAUUUUUGUCAUUUUCUUUUUUUUUUCCUAUUUAUAAAAAUGCAGUAGCUGUAGCGAAAGAGAUUGAGUAAAUUGGGUGGCAACGGCGUUCAUGCAGAAUGAGUCCCGUAACAUUUGUCGCAACGCAUUCCUUGAAUUAUAUCCACACAUAUCAAUUCCACGAAGAAUCAUAUAAAGAUGAGACUAAAAAAUAUUCCGUAACUUUUAUUGAUACUUUUAAUAAAAAGUGCUACGAAUGCUUUAUAUUAUGAACAUUUAUAUCAAUCAAUCGAAUUGCAAGAUGUUAAGUGAUUCGUUCUGCUUUGUAGCUCGUUACAAAAAAAUAUAUGCUUCCAGAAGUUUAGCGAUCGUAAGACUGGUUUGUAGAAGAUGAGAGCGCGCUCUUCACUGAUACUGUCUCGUGCGCGCCGAUAAAUUUGCGUGGAGACAUUAAAGUGAGAAAGCGUGGAUAUAUUCUUUAUGAGAGAGAGAGAGAGAGAGAGAAGAUCGCGCGGAUUGGCGAGGCGAAACAUAUCGCGUCAUAGCGAUUUAUUUUCUCCUUUUACAGAUAUUUUCCUAAUGUCUUUCCAAUAGAAAAAGAAUCUCCCAGUAGAAUUCACGAAGUGUACCUUCCUUCGAUAUAGUCAAAUCAUGGUAGUCGAUAUCAUUCCGGUUACGUUUCACUAGGACAAACGUACGUAUUAUUGUAAAUUACGAAGCGGCGAGAGAGCGAAUUCGCGUCAGGAAGCCGGUGUGACCAUAACUUCGCAUAGUUUACUCGAUAGCCUGAAGAGUAUUUAUUUUGUGCGUCGAACAGUGUUUUGUAUGCGCGAUCCCACGUAGCGAAUCGACUAGCGAAUUGAAACAACUUCCCAUUAGCGUAUAAUAAUUAUCGGCUUGUAAAAACGUAGCAAUGUGUGUUACGUAGCAAGCGAGAAAAGAUAUCAUAUCUUUGUUAAGGUACUUCCGUUCCCGGGAAUCUAUCUCUGGCUGUGUUAAUAAAAACUUUUACCACUACUUCAGGUACGUGUUCUAGAGAUCCAAAUAAGAAAAGAAAUUCAUACAAACAAGUGUUCAGAAAUGUAAAGAUUUUUAAAAAAUCAAUAUUUUUUUCACAUUCUUUUCUAAACUUAUGAUAUGAACAAAAUAAAAAUU
This is a messenger RNA of Wasmannia auropunctata (little fire ant), 5410 nucleotides long. RefSeq names its product kinesin-like protein KIF16B (gene Klp98A). Bases 249 to 4190 code for a protein of 1313 amino acids. Gene Ontology annotation, molecular function: phosphatidylinositol binding; microtubule motor activity; microtubule binding. The record is from RefSeq and is a predicted model, not a curated record. The transcript has 16 exons. NCBI's taxonomy places the organism in Eukaryota, Metazoa, Arthropoda, Insecta, Hymenoptera, Formicidae. Gene Ontology annotation, biological process: microtubule-based movement.